This is a messenger RNA of Micropterus salmoides (largemouth bass), 3431 nucleotides long. It is a transcript of the gene aars2, whose product is annotated as alanyl-tRNA synthetase 2, mitochondrial (putative). Gene Ontology annotation, cellular component: mitochondrion; cytoplasm. Gene Ontology annotation, molecular function: nucleic acid binding; alanine-tRNA ligase activity; aminoacyl-tRNA deacylase activity. Gene Ontology annotation, biological process: alanyl-tRNA aminoacylation; tRNA modification. Bases 114 to 3074 code for a protein of 986 amino acids. Lineage: Eukaryota; Metazoa; Chordata; Actinopteri; Centrarchiformes; Centrarchidae. The record is from RefSeq and is a predicted model, not a curated record. The transcript has 22 exons.
CUAAAAGAAGAAGAAGGUCGGGGUGCGCAUGCGCGUCAUAACAGCCCGUAGUGGCCGUGGGGGUCACCGUGGUUCAGGCUCAGCCCGGUUCUGUCGGUAACUGAGCGGUCCACAUGUUCAGGCUGCUCCUCCGGAGGCUCCGGCCCCUCAGCGGGGCUCCGGGGCUCCUCUCUGCCGGCUCAGCUCGCUCCUCCAGCGGCCUCUCUGCCGCCCGGGUCCGCGGCACCUUCAUGGACUACUUCCGGCAGAAACACGGACACCUGCUGGUUCCGUCCUCCCCGGUCCGGCCUCGAGGAGACCCCAGCCUGCUGUUCGUCAACGCCGGCAUGAACCAGUUUAAGCCGGUCUUCCUGGGGACCGUGGACCCCCGCAGCGAGAUGGCCUCGUACCGCCGAGUGGCCAACAGUCAGAAGUGCGUCCGAGCCGGCGGCAAACACAACGACCUGGAGGACGUGGGCCGGGACCUGCACCACCACACCUUCUUCGAGAUGCUGGGGAACUGGUCCUUCGGAGACUACUUCAAGGAGGAGGCGUGUCAGAUGGCGUGGAGCCUCCUCACUGAGCAUUAUGGGAUACCUGCAGACCGCCUGUACGUGUCGUAUUUCGCCGGAGACGCGGCGUCGGGUCUUCCUGCCGACCACGAGACGCGGAACAUCUGGUUGGACAUCGGGGUCCCUCCGGGUCGCCUCCUUCCGUUCGGCCUGAAGGAGAACUUCUGGGAGAUGGGGGACUCGGGCCCCUGUGGCCCCUGCACCGAGAUCCACUACGACCAUGUGGGAGGACGAGACGCCGCGGCGCUCGUCAACGCUGACAGUCCUGACGUGGUGGAGAUCUGGAACCUGGUCUUCAUGCAGUACAACAGGGAGGUGGACCAGGGUCUGCAGCUGCUGCCCCAGUUCAGUGUGGAUACUGGGAUGGGACUGGAGAGACUGGUGAGCGUCCUGCAGGGUCAAAGGUCAAACUACGACACCGACCUCUUCGCCCCGCUGCUCCACGCCAUCCACCAGAAGUCGAGGGCGGGGUCGUACGGCGGCAGGACGGGCGCAGCGGACCAGGGGAGGGUGGACAUGGCGUACCGAGUGGUAGCUGACCACGUCCGCGCUUUAUCGGUCUGCAUCGCUGACGGCGUUCACCCGGGCAUGUCGGGGGCAGAGUUGGUGUUGAGGAGGAUCCUGCGGCGGGCGGUCCGGUUCUGUGUCGAGGUCCUUCAGGCUCCUCAGGGGACGCUGGCCAGCCUGGUUCCAACUGUCGUCCACAUACUGGGGGACGUGUAUCCGGAGCUGCACAGGGAGGUGGACCGGAUUGUGGACGUCAUCAACGAGAACGAGGCUCACUUCCUGUCGUCUCUGCAGCAGGGCAGCAGGCUGAUCCACCGGACGCUCAGCAAGAAGGACUACAAACAUGGAGUCUUUCCCGCCUCGGUGGCCUGGUCUCUGCACAGGGACCUGGGUUUCCCUCUGGACCUGGUGGACCUGAUGUUGGAGGAGAGAGGAGUCCAGGUGGACCGUCAGGAGCUGGACCGCCUGAUCGCAGAGAACCACAAGGUGAGGUCUGACCUUCAUGGCGCCCAGCCUCAGGUGGCGGUGGACGUCCUCAGCCUGGCAGAGCUGCAGCGGCUCGGAGUUCCUCACACUGACGACAGCCUGAAAUACCGGUACAGACUGGAGCAGGACAGAUACGGUACGACCUGGACAGUGUUCCCAGCAUGCCGUGCAACAGUGCUGGCUCUGUAUGACGGUCAGACUCUGGUGUCCGAGGUCAGUGAGGGACAGCGCUGCGGCGUCAUCCUGGAUCAAACCUGUUUCUACUCUGAGCAGGGGGGGCAGUCACAUGACCAGGGCUACUUCACCCGGGACGGACUGCAGGACAUCCUGUACCCUGUGGAGGCCGCGGUCCAGGCGGGAGGGUACGUGGUCCAUCAGGUGACUGCGGCCGAAAGCCUGAAGACUGGAGACCAGGUCCAGCUAUACCUGGACCAGGUCCACAGGUUGUCCUGCAUGGUGAACCACACAGCGACUCACGUCCUGAACUUUGCUCUGAGGGAAGUUCUGGGUCUCUCAGUUAAGCAGAGAGGAUCUCAUGUGUCAGCUGAUCGCCUCCGCUUCGACUUCAGUGUCAAGGGUUCACUGAGCGUUUCUCAGCUGCAGCAGGUAGACAGGUGUGUUAACGACAUCAUCUCAGCCAAUCAGAUUGUCUACAGCCAGGAGCUCCCUCUGCAGACGGCCAGGUGCAUCCACGGCCUGAGGACAGUGGACGAGGUGUAUCCGGACCCUGUUCGGGUGGUGUCUGUGGGGAUUCCGGUCUCUGAGCUGCUGGACGAUCAGACAGACAGGCAGACGUCUGUGGAGCUCUGCUGUGGAACUCACCUGCUGCAGACCGGAACAAUCCAGGACCUGGUGGUGGUUUCUGAGCGGCAGAUGGUGAAGGGAAUCAGUCGGAUCGUGGCGGUGACGGGACGGGACGCAGCACGGGCUCGGGAGGCGGGUCAGGUGUUGUCUCAGGAUGUGGACUCUCUGUCGGCCAGACUGACAGGCUCCGCCCCCUCCAGCCUCGACUCCGCCCAGCGCCUCGCCAAGGAGGUCGGGGUGCUCUCUGAUGCUGUAGAUAAUACCCCCGUCCCCCAGUGGACGCGCAGAGAGCUGCAGAGUCGACUGCGAGUCCUGCAGAGGACCAGCAACACCGCCGUCAGGAAGCUGGAGACCAGAGAGGCUGCAGUGCGAGCUCAGGCUCUGCUGGGGAAGAACGGCAGGAAGGACGUGCAGGUGGACUCUGUGGACACGGACUCUCUGUCGGUUGUCAUGAAGACGGUGAACCAGCUGAGCGCCGCCUCUCCUCGCAGUCACGUGAUGCUGCUCGCUCACCAGAGGCAUUCUGGGAAGGUUCUGUGUGCCUGUCAGGUUCCCAAGGACUCUGUGGCCCUCUCUGCCUCUGAUUGGGCAGUGGCGGUGUGUCAUCACCUGGGGGGCAGCGCCGGCGGCUCCGCCCUGGUUGCAAAGGGAACAGGAAGCAGCAGUGACAUCACUGAGGCUCUGAGAUGGGCGGAAGAGUUCGCCCGCCAGAAAACAGGGCGCUGAUGUCAUAAAGCCAGAGAUUAUGACAUUCUGACAUCACAGCGCCUCCUGCUGGUGGCUGCUGGGAACUGAGAGGGUCUGAGGGACUGUUUCCUGUUUGGACAGGAAGUGUGUGGGCGGGACCACCUUUAAGAACCAAUCAGAUGUCUGUGGGAGAGUGAGGUGUGGUCUGACUGUGGUGGGCGGGACAUCCUGCUGCUGUCAGCCAAUCACGUUAUUUAUUUUGUUUACACAUUUCAACAUGAUGCUUCCUGCGGUCAGAGUGCACCUGACUAAAGGUACAGGUGAGAAUAAGCCCCGCCCACAGCUGCAGGCAGGCUCCUCCGAUUGGUUUCAUAUUAAUAAAUCAGUGCUCACAGA